AUGACUAUUCGACUUUGCGCCAAACUAAAGGAGCUGUAUAUCAGUGGCUUAAUAGAUAUGGAUGAUGAAACAUUCACUCACAUUGUUUCCGGCAUCCCUCUACUCCGUGUUCUCGACAUCAGUUAUUGCACAAUGUUAACAAGAGAAGGGCUAAGUGCUCUAUGUAUGCUGACGAACCUGGAUCAUCUUUGCGUCAAUGGAAUAUAUGAAUUCGACGCCGAUUUAUCGAAAUCGCUCCUUAAAUCGCGGCCCAGUUGCACAGUAGAAGCUAUAUACACUAAAUCUACAAUGAGCGAUGCUGAGCGGCGCGAUGGGCAAGUAGUUCUUUUUUUUCGUUCUGAUUCGAUCAGAAAUGAUGACGUUACUUUUGACAACAACGAGAACAGUAAUAAUGAUAACAGUUUGCUGUUGCUGAAAAACGGUAGUGGAACGAAAAGAUGA
Messenger RNA from Gongylonema pulchrum, 441 nucleotides. The record is from the annotation of a GenBank genome assembly. Lineage: Eukaryota; Metazoa; Nematoda; Chromadorea; Rhabditida; Gongylonematidae.